GCCAUUUGAGCUGAUUGUUCUGGAGACAUUGAGUGUUAGAAGGGCCUGUGGGUUGCAUUAAUAUCAUUUUAGAGGCGGAUAGGCAGUAAUAACGCCGACAAGCCACAUGCUAGCAAGCUGAUUAACACUCUAUUAGAAGCAGCACGAAGUUCACAUUCUGAAGAGCGGGUGCAGGAGCAGUGACGACUGGCAUUAGUUGGCUGAAAAACAUCCACAACCUUAGUUUUAAUGUUUGCAACUAGAUUAAGUUUUGCACAUAAAAGGGUUACACACUGAGAAGUUGACUAAGCAGAUGAACUGAUGAACUGACAGAUAGGAAGCACUUCAGAAAACAGAAGAGUUCUUCAAUCUGACAUCGUUGGAAAGGAUGCAGUCUGCGUUCUCAUGUCCCAGGAGGGACGCUGAAAAGGAAUCCGAGGAGCGAUUAGAAAGGGGUAUUGGCUUGCGGCGCAAACGAGAGUUUACCCCCGAAGAGAAAAAGGACGCGUGCUAUUGGGAAAAACGCCGCAAGAACAACGAGGCAGCCAAGCGCUCGCGUGAGAAGCGACGAGCGAAUGACUUCAUGCUGGAGACUCGGUUAGUGGCUCUAAGUGAGGAAAAUGCCGCUCUACGAGCUGAGCUACUGGCUUUGAACCUCCGAUAUGGUUUGCUAAGCUCAAACUGUCCUUAUACCUCGCAUCCGAGGAGCAUCCUUCAGAUGCGCUCAUACUUUGCUCAAACGUCAAACAACUAUCCAGACAGAGAGCUUUGGGAAAGGGAAAAAAUGGCCCCAGAGUCUUCACAAUGGCCGGGAUACCAGCAAGCAUCCGAAGCUAUAGCUGCUCAUUAUGGCUCAAACUUUGUCGCCACACACUCUUUUCCCAUUAACAGGGCCUAUUCAUACCUUCCCGAUGUCCCUAGUUUUGUUCCCUCUACAAGCACACCCAUGGUCUUAGCUCCUGUGUUCCCACCACUGCCUGCCUCUUUCCCUGAAAUUCCAGUGUUAAACCCAGUGGGUCAGAGAACAGCGGUUCACAAGGAGGUCGAGCAGCAGCCGGCAGCCAAUAGCAAUUCCAUGCUGCCUCACAAGCUAAGGCUAAAAGAUCCAAGAUCAGCAAAGAAAAAAGAAGACAAAAUGGCACCUUCAUCCCCUCUUUCAAUAUACGUAUCCAGCUAAAGGAAAAUGCUUGAUGGUAAUAAUCAGUAAUCAUUGUAAACCGUAUUUUACCAUAAGAAGAAGUAGAUACUCUCUAUCACUGUCUGUCCAACAACAGCAUGUAAAUGAAUAGUGAAUUGUGUGUAUAAGUGUAAAAACAUUUUUGUAUUGUCCUGUCGUUUCCUGGGUGUAAUCCUUAUGACUUGAACCUAGGCUCUCGAUUAAUUAAAACUUUGAUCUGUGACUGUUUUAUAAUAACCAACUGAUGGUGUUGCUAUAAAAGAAGAUAUCAAUAUCUGGGAAUCGUUUCUAAAAAGAACUGUGGCCAUUUCUGUCUUCUACACACUGCCAGUUUCAGGUUUUUCUUUCAUAUUAUUAUUUAGUUCAAACCCAAAAUCGAAACGUGGAGUAGUUUCAUUAUUACCACUUUAUUACAUAAAGAAAACUUAUUGGAACAUUCUAGCUAUAAUAUAUUCAGGACAGCUUUAAAUAUUGUCACUCUUAGUAUUGUGCAAAAAUCUUAGGCCAAUCUUAUGCUAGAAAUGGUUUUAUUACCAUUCAGAAUGUCUCUUUAGGGAAAUACAACCAGGAAAUACAGGAAAUUUGUAGGCGUGUUUAAAAAGGAAUGGAAAAAACAGCAUCUACUGUUUUCCAAAAACACGAGCAAAAUCAGGAACAAGGCUCUCUAAAUGAACUAGAAUUCCGUUCAAAAUGCCAAGGAUUGAUUCAAUUCGAUUGAUGUUUAUUUGUAGAGCAUUCUUAACAAUGGACAUUGUCUCAAAGCACACAUAAACCUGUAAUAAAGUUGUAUAAAAUAAUGUAUAAUUUUAGUGCCUAUUAGUUUGUUCCACCUCUAAUGAAAAAAAAAACCAGAAUUUGACAGACAUAAAGUUAUACUUUUGCAUCAGCAAGGCCACUCGUCACCACAAAGACUUCUGUACAGUAACAUCCAAACUGUUUAGUUUAGUUUUUAGUUUAGUUUUAUAGUUAAAACUACCACAAAUGAAUCUUUUGGCUAUAUGAUUAAUUUCUAUAAAGAGAGCUCAUGUAGCGUAGCAUUAAGAUUUGACUAGGACCAAUUUGUAAUAUUUAUAUUUCAUUAAUCUGUAAAACUAUUUGGUAUCAUUUUGGGUUUUCUCUGGCACUAAAAAUAAUUGAAUUGCUUAAGAAAGUCCAGGGUCCAAUUUUUUCCUAACUGAUAUUUUAGGCAGCUUUAGAACUCAAAGUUUUAGACAGCAAGUUGCAAGUCAAGAGUAAGACAAAGUGAACCAUUUAUCAUCUACUGGAGUUCAGCUGUGGAUUUUCAUUCUUCAUUCCAAAAAGUUGCUUCACAUUUGAAUGAACAGAAAUGUCUCUGUUUUUCCCAGUCAUAUUUUAGAUUUUCUUGUUCUUGAUUCACACCAAAUGAGUG
Molecule: messenger RNA, 2546 nt
Organism: Silurus meridionalis
Lineage: Eukaryota; Metazoa; Chordata; Actinopteri; Siluriformes; Siluridae
Gene: nfil3-4
Product: nuclear factor, interleukin 3 regulated, member 4
Exons: 2
Coding region: 368-1156 (262 amino acids)
Biological process (GO): circadian rhythm; regulation of DNA-templated transcription
Cellular component (GO): nucleus
Molecular function (GO): DNA binding; DNA-binding transcription factor activity
Source: RefSeq, a predicted model, not a curated record